AUGUUCAACCAUGAUUGGAAGUACUCCAUUAAUUCAAAAACCUUUGACGAUCUUGAUAUUGAGUUAUUUCGAAACCAUAGGUUUAAAACCGUUUUGAACUACAUAAUAGGCGUUAUUGGAUGGAACGGACUGAAAGUGGCUCUCUUCGUAUCUGACGUUUACACAUGUAUCAAACUACUAGCAUUCAACUCGUGGUCAAAUAACAUAAUUCGUCCUUACUUAUCCUUUAAAAUAUCAAAGUGGUUAUUUAGUGGUUGCAUUCUUGCAUCUAUCGUGCUACUGGUAUGGGAAUCCAUAGCUGGAAUAAGGAUAUAUAAGACAGGAAAUAUAUCGUUGACAUAUGUUAACAAUUUUUCUAGAAAUUUAAAUUCCGUGCUCAAUUAUUCUAAAUUUUGCGUUUACAAUAUGAUCGAACGGAAGGGGUUUCGACAGAAAAUGACAUUUUUCACUUUUUUCCAACUAAAAGAUUGUAUAAGAUUAAUCUUCACAGACACACCAAGACAAGUAAUUAACGGUCUUACAUUAUGGUCGGUGCUUGUAACCGUUAAUAAGAGCGAAGAUUUGGGCGAUCUGGAAUCAUUUAGUGGUUUAAUCAAUAAAUUGAAAAACAUCGGAAAAACCAAUCACGAAGAAGCAGUGAUACUGUCAUUAAUGCUCUUUUCGUUUAUUGUUUGGACAUUAUUUGUGUUCAAAUUCUUAGUGGCUAUCAUUUGCUCAAUAUUUGUUUACUAUAAGAUAAUUAACGAUCAAAAAUACGGCGGGUUGCGUGAAUAUAUCUGUGUUACUGUUAGCGAAAACAUUGACGAACUUGUUGAAAGACAAAGAAAAAAGGAAAAUGAGAGCACAAUUUAUAAGACAGGCCUUCUUGAAUCCCAAACCUUUAGUGAUUUUAAUGAAUUAGAAAAUAAACUCGAGUCAUCUUUUAAUGAAACCUCGUACACUUCCAAUAACGAUUCCACGAUAGAGUUAGUGGAGAGGAGACCAGAAUAUAAUAGUCAAAAUGCGUUUGAAUAUGUUCCAAUAAUGAAGAAAGUAGAAACAACGGAAUCGUUUGUCGACAAUGGUAAUGCGCAACAUGCAACUAGAUUCUCUGCGAUUUUAGACCCACCGAAUACCAAUACGUACAACACCAGUAAUAUAAAAAAAAGUCUCGAGACGCAAGAUAGAAACUUUUCAGACGCUCAGAGAUAUGAAGAUUCGAGCGUCCUCAGUGGGCUCAACCAGAAGUCGUCUACUACCAGGCUACUACAAUCCACAACCUCGACAGAAGUUCACAUGUCAUUAGACUCAACACCAAAUACAAUGAAUUUCCAAAAGUCGAAUAAUGAAACUCGGAGGCCCAAGCCACCUAGUUUACAGACAAGCGGGAUGGUAAAUUCAAGCACUGUUUCAGAGGACAAUGAGAGAAUAUAUACUCCAAUGAAGGCAUACUUCAGGGAAACUGGUCUUCCGAGGAAAGGUCUACUAGAAGAUGAAGAUUAUACAUAUCACUACACCUAA
This is a messenger RNA of Saccharomyces eubayanus, 1500 nucleotides long. It is a transcript of the gene KCH1, whose product is annotated as Kch1p. Gene Ontology annotation, biological process: potassium ion transmembrane transport. Gene Ontology annotation, cellular component: plasma membrane. The transcript has a single exon. Gene Ontology annotation, molecular function: potassium ion transmembrane transporter activity. NCBI's taxonomy places the organism in Eukaryota, Fungi, Ascomycota, Saccharomycetes, Saccharomycetales, Saccharomycetaceae. The record is from RefSeq and is a predicted model, not a curated record. Bases 1 to 1500 code for a protein of 499 amino acids.